Molecule: messenger RNA, 161 nt
Organism: Funneliformis geosporum
Lineage: Eukaryota; Fungi; Glomeromycota; Glomeromycetes; Glomerales; Glomeraceae
Source: the annotation of a GenBank genome assembly
GCGUGCUGGCACAUGCCUCGUGUUUGCAUUCUUACAUUCGUAAUUUUUCCAUAUUUGGUGAAUAUGGAGGUAAGGGAGUCUUGUUUAAUGUUGAGAUGAAUAUCUGUGAUAUACAGGGUGCGCUGCUGAAACUGCAUAUUUUCUUUGUAUUCAUUACCUAG